Molecule: messenger RNA, 1340 nt
Organism: Mugil cephalus (flathead mullet)
Lineage: Eukaryota; Metazoa; Chordata; Actinopteri; Mugiliformes; Mugilidae
Product: zinc finger protein SNAI2-like
Exons: 3
Coding region: 24-863 (279 amino acids)
Biological process (GO): regulation of DNA-templated transcription
Molecular function (GO): DNA-binding transcription factor activity, RNA polymerase II-specific; RNA polymerase II cis-regulatory region sequence-specific DNA binding
Source: RefSeq, a predicted model, not a curated record
GUGUGGAAAUACCCCCGGCCUCCAUGGCCCUUCCCGUCCCUUGGCUCACACCUGACCGUGUCCAGUCCAGCUCUCCGUCAACCAGAGUCGACAUGCCGCGGUCCUUCCUGGUGAAGAAGCAUCAAAGCGCCAAGAAACACGACCGUGGAGCAGCCAAGACCCGGACCCAGGAGCCUCCCUGCAGCUCACAUGAAGACUCUCUCCUGCACAGUGACAUCCACCAUCACCAUCCGGCCUCAGACCACUGGCUCCAUCAGAAAACCCCGUCUUUGUCUCUCAGAGGAGACAGACUGCCCGUUGCAUCUUCUCCAAACACCUCCCCUCUCUCCGUGGAGCUUUACAGCCGAGGCCCCGCGGACGCCUACAAACUCUCAGAGUCCUGCACACAGGUGAACCUCCCUCUUCUGGACCUGUUUCCGGCCGUUCCUCUGGGCGACAGCAGCCACGAGAGCUUCGGGUGUUUGGACUGUCAUAAAGACUACUUGAGCUUCUCGGGUUUGGCCAAACACAAGCAGUGGGGCAACAAGAAGUCCUUCAGCUGUAAGUACUGCGAGAAGGAGUACGUCAGCCUGGGCGCGCUGAAGAUGCACAUCAGGACGCACACGCUGCCCUGUGUGUGCAAACUCUGCGGCAAAGCCUUCUCCAGACCGUGGCUGCUUCAGGGACACAUACGAACGCACACAGGAGAGAAGCCGUUCUCCUGCCUCCACUGCAGCCGAGCCUUCGCUGACCGGUCCAACCUGCGAGCUCACCUCCAGACCCACUCCGAAGUGAAGAAGUACCAGUGCACAAGCUGCUUCAAGACCUUCUCCAGGAUCUCACUGCUGUCCAAGCACCAAGAGGCAGGCUGCCCUCUUUCCUGACCUUUGACCUGCUCCAUUGAGCUGAACAACAACGUGUGGGGCUGUUAGAAGAAGCCAUAUCUGCUACUUUCUUUGCAAACGUUGGCGUCUCACAACGAUUUUCUGAAGAAAUGGAACUAAAUUACUGUUUCCAGUGAGAACCGCCUCCUCCUGUCGGCUACGUCUGUGAACGGGCGUCUUCACACCGAGUAUGGAUCUGAUUCUCUGAGCAUUAACGACCUGGUCAUUAAGUGACAAAUAGUGAAAAGUGUUAAAGAGCAAACUUGAACGUCGGACACGUUAUAGGAAUUCACACGCGGCUUCUUCCUUGUCAGCUCAUUUAUUUAGUGCUGAACUCCACCAGGAUAGAGUGACACAGUUGUCUUGUUUCUGCAUUAGAAUAAAAACUGAGUGACUGAAAGUUUAGAAGAUUUGUUUUGUUCUGCCGGGAUGUAUCAUGUAUUGUAUAAUUUUGUAUUAAACUUGGUAAAAUAAUAA